Molecule: messenger RNA, 2337 nt
Organism: Brienomyrus brachyistius
Lineage: Eukaryota; Metazoa; Chordata; Actinopteri; Osteoglossiformes; Mormyridae
Product: zinc finger protein 8
Exons: 4
Coding region: 388-1659 (423 amino acids)
Biological process (GO): regulation of transcription by RNA polymerase II
Molecular function (GO): RNA polymerase II cis-regulatory region sequence-specific DNA binding; DNA-binding transcription factor activity
Source: RefSeq, a predicted model, not a curated record
GCGUCGAUUUGCGCUGGACUGCGCUGCUCCACUUCCGGACAAAUACGAGCCUUGAUCAUUGACAUGCCUCGCCUAUUCAUCAUUUAGCAAAAAUAUAUACACGCAGUAACGAAAAUACAUAUAUAAAUAUUAAUUGUCUUUAUAACUUGAUAACCAGAAGGAGGGAUAUGAAUUCGUCCAGCGAGAUGUCGGCUUUCGCUAACAUCCAUGCACAGUUAGCGUCCAUCAUGGAGAUACUAGCCAGAUCUGCAGUGACAGAAAUCAGCAAACUUGUGAACGAUAGUACGGAGGUUUUGCUGCUGGAGAUGUGCCGAAGACAGAAUGAAAACGACACCCUGAGAAGGAAGCUGGAGUGGAUGGAGAUGGAGUUACGGGCGGCGCGGAGGGAUGAAGCCCGGGAGAGUUUUUCCUGCGGCCGCACCGUGGGAGUUCAGGCUGGUGAUGGCUUACGGGCGACGGAGAGAACCCGAUUGCAUUGUAGUGCAGAGACGCUCGGCUCAAGUAGGGAACGACUUUGAUCAGCACUGUCCUCGCCUGAAGGCAAAUGGAGGUCCUCCGCCUGUGGAGGAGGAAGUGUCUCGGGCUCCGUCUAUUGUCGAGUCUGGAGACUUCGACAGAGGGACAUCAGGAACACCUUUUAUCAAGGAGGAAAUAUUUGAAGAGGAAAUCAAUAUUACUGAGUCGAGGAAAGGACUGAAGAGCUUUGCUGGAGCCAGUGGUUCUGGUCCUGAUGCAAGAAAGCUGCAUCCUGUCCUGCGUCGUCAACGUGAGGAAGAGAGCGACACGCGACUCGUAGACGGUUCAGAAGUGCAGGAGGUCCAUUCUGCCUCGACAGCCACCGCAGAAGAUCUCGCAGAAGCGGAGGAAGGAAAACAGCAGAGAGUCCUGAGGGUCGAUCAGGCAGAACCCCAGGAGUACACAGUGAGAUCGUUCGCUCCGGCCUCUGUCUGUGACACGUAUGAGAAGGAGGUUCAUCUCUGGACAUCUGCUAUACAGGAGGACAGCGAGACCGAAACUGAUGAUCCCGAUUUCCCUUACGAUACAGAACAGAGUCUGUCAGAUGUGAUUGAGAUUCAUCCCAUCCCGGCUACAGGAACAGGUUUAUGUACGGAUAUGUUGUCUUCGAGAGCCACUAAACCCCAUUUGGGAAUGGUGACCAUCGCACCUAAGGAAGAGGAGCCAACAGUGCAGCCUGGAUGCAGCGUGGACACUAAAGCUGGACUGGCUCAAACCCAGAUGGAGCCCAGAGAGAGGCUGGACUCAGGGCUGAUGGGAGACCAGCCAUCCAUUAUAGCGACUAAUGAUGAGGGCAGUUACCGCUUUAAUGCAAACAGUGUCAAAAUGGCGAAGAAGGUGAAAGGGCUGACUCGAGCUCCCAAAGGGGAAAAGCAGAUCAGCUGCAUGCAGUGUGGCAAGAGCUUUACCACCCGAUUCUAUCUGAAGAUACACCUGAGGAUACACACGGGAGAGAGGCCGUUUUCCUGUACACAGUGUGGCAAGAGCUUCUACUGUACAUCCCACCUGAUAUCACACCAGAGGUCCCACACGGGAGAGAAGCCUUACAGGUGCCAUGUGUGUGGAAAUUCCUACUCGCACCUCAAUUCCCUGAAGUUACAUCAUAAGGUUCACAGGCAGGAAAGACUGUUUAAUUCCACGUAGAACUGGAGGGCUUCGUGUCUGUAAAUCGAUGACGGUGGUGCAGUGUGUGACUCACUGCAUUGGUGACACUGGAUUUCAGUCCAGUCUAAUAAGUUAACGUCUCUAUAGAAUGAAGCUGUGAUUUAUAAGUCGACAGCUGUUGUGUAGAACCUUAAAAUCUGCCACACGCAACAUUGCGAGCUACGCUGAGAAGUAAUUAGCAUGUUCUUUAGUCAACUGACAAUGUUCCCUUUUUCUAACAUGCAGAUACGGAUUGUGCCUGGACGAUGAAAGUUAAAUGUGUACUUUUUUGAGGUUCCUGAAUCUUUUCAAGUAGGAAAGAUUUAAAUGACAUUGUUAUUCUUUUAAGAUGAAUACUUAGGCUACAUGACAGUACCACUGUGAAGGCCAUUUAGGUGACAGCUGCUGGUAUCACAGAGGUGUAGGAACUGGGGGGGCAGGGAGGGUGGUACCCCCCCCCCCCCCCCCCCUCCCCAAUAUUUUAUUUGUAUUCAUUUAUCCUUUGUUUAAAUUAUUGUGUAAUAAUAAUCCUAUGCCGUUGGGCUCACCCUCUGAAUAAGCUGAUAUCUGAAGGGCAUUGUAAACUAUCGAUGAAGAAUGCCAUUGCCUUUGUCCUCUGGUAAAGUUUUAUUGUUAUAGCUACCAUUUUAUUAUUAAUAAAAUAACCUUUUGUUCAAA